AACUCGGUAUAUCAGCACGGAGCUGGGCAUCAGGCAGAAGCUGCUGGUGGCAGUGCUGACCUCACAGGCCACGUUGCCUACACUGGGCGUGGCUGUGAACCGAACUCUGGGACACCGAUUGGAGCGUGUAGUGUUCCUGACCGGUGCGCGGGGCCGCCGGACACCCUCAGGCAUGGCCGUGGUGACACUGGGCGAAGAGCGGCCCAUCGGACACCUGCACCUGGCGCUGCGCCACCUGCUGGAGCAACACGGCGAUGACUUUGACUGGUUUUUCCUAGUGCCUGAUGCCACCUACACUGAGGCGCAUGGACUGGAACGUCUAGCUGGCCACCUCAGCCUUGCCUCGGCAACCCAUCUCUAUCUUGGUCGGCCCCAGGACUUCAUCGGUGGAGAGACCACCCCAGGCCGAUACUGCCACGGGGGCUUUGGAGUGUUACUGUCACGCACACUGCUACAGCAACUGCGCCCCCACCUGGAAAGCUGCCGCAAUGACAUCGUCAGUGCUCGCCCAGAUGAGUGGUUGGGACGGUGCAUCCUUGAUGCCACAGGCGUGGGCUGUACUGGUGACCAUGAGGGUGUGCACUACAACUCUCUGGAGCUGAGCCCUGGGGAACCUCUGCAGGAGGGGGACCCUCGUUUCCGCAAUGCCGUGACAGCCCACCCUGUGUAUGACCCUGUGCACAUGUACCAGCUGCACAAGGCGUUUGCCAGGGCUGAGCUGAACCGCACGUACCAGGAGAUUCGAGAAUUGCAGUUGGAGAUCCAGAAUACUAGCAGACUGGCUGCUGAUGGAGAACGGGCUUCUACCUGGCCAGUGGGCAUUCCAGCACCAUCUCGCCCUGCCUCACGCUUUGAGGUUCUGCGCUGGGAUUACUUCACAGAACAGUACACUUUCUCCUGUGCUGAUGGCUCGCCACGCUGCCCACUGCGUGGGGCUGACCAGGCUGAUGUGGCUGAUGUCCUGGGGACAGCCUUAGAAGAGCUCAACCGCCGUUACCAACCAGCACUGCGGCUCCAGAAGCAGCAACUGGUGAAUGGCUAUCGGCGUUUUGAUCCAGCCCGAGGCAUGGAGUACACAUUGGACUUGCAGCUGGAAGCGCUGACGCCCCAGGGUGGCCGCUGGCCCCUCACCCGAAGGGUACAGCUCCUCCGGCCCCUGAGCCGAGUGGAGAUCUUGCCUGUGCCCUAUGUCACUGAGGCUUCUCGGCUCACUGUGCUAUUGCCGAUAGCCGCAGCUGAGCGUGACCUGGCUUCUAGCUUCCUAGAAGCCUUUGCCACAGCAGCACUGGAGCCUGGUGACGCAGCCUCCUUGACCCUGCUGCUACUGUAUGAGCCACGCCAGGCCCAGCGGGCAGCCCAUGCAGAUGUCUUCGCACCGGUCAAGGCCCAUGUGGCAGAGCUAGAGCGGCGUUUCCCUGGUGCCCGAGUGCCCUGGCUCAGCGUGCAGACAGCUGCACCCUCUCCACUGCGUCUCAUGGAUCUACUCUCCAAGAAGCACCCACUAGACACUCUGUUCCUGCUGGCCGGGCCAGACACAGUGCUCACACCUGACUUCUUGAACCGCUGCCGCAUGCAUGCCAUCUCUGGCUGGCAGGCCUUCUUUCCCAUGCACUUCCAGGCCUUCCACCCUGCCGUGGCUCCACCUCAGGGGCCUGGGCCACCAGAACUGGGCCGUGACACUGGCCACUUUGAUCGCCAGGCUGCCAGUGAGGCGUGCUUCUACAACUCUGACUACGUGACGGCCCGUGGACGGCUGGUGGCAGCCUCUGAGCAGGAGGAAGAGCUGCUAGAGAGCCUGGAUGUGUAUGAGUUGUUUCUGCGUUUCUCCAGCUUGCAUGUGCUGCGGGCGGUGGAACCGGCCUUGCUACAACGCUACCGGGCCCAGCCUUGCAGUGCACGGCUCAGUGAGGAUCUGUACCACCGCUGUCGCCAGAGCAUGCUCGAGGGCCUUGGCUCCCGCACCCAGCUUGCCAUGCUACUCUUUGAGCAGGAACAGGGUAACAGCACCUAGGCCCACACCUGUUCCCUAAUCUUCCCUGAUAACCUGGAGCCACAUGCCAGCCUCGCUGGACAGGGCUGGCUGUAGCCUCAGACCCUAGGGCAGCCCACUGGUCCCUUGUCUUUUGCUUUGUGGGCCCAUGGGCUCAGGACAAGCCCUGAGAGAGAUGCCCUAGAGCCAUCCUUUCUUGUCCAGUCUCCCUGCCCCCUUGACGCUGCUGAUUCAGGCUGUGGCCUCUAUGUAUUUAUGCCCAACGCCAGCCAUGGUUCCUGGGAUCUUGUCCGGGGGGCUGGGCUGUAGAUAAGUUGUUAGAGAAGGAGGAAGCAGAGAAAGGAGGGGUAUGGUAUUACCACCUUCUCCCUUCUGGAUCCAUGAUGAAGCCCUGGCUUUAAUAAACUGGCUACGUGUGGACUAAUGA
Molecule: messenger RNA, 2417 nt
Organism: Cricetulus griseus (Chinese hamster)
Lineage: Eukaryota; Metazoa; Chordata; Mammalia; Rodentia; Cricetidae
Source: RefSeq, a predicted model, not a curated record